AUGCUUCAUUAAUUUCUAUUAAAUAAAUACCAAAUCAAUUUAUUUUACAUUUCUUCAUCAUAUUAAGAGAUCAAAUACAAUAACUAAAAGAAUCCUCUCAAUUAUAAUAUCGAUAUUAUGUAGAAUCAUGCUUAAGUAAAUAAUACACUUUUAUACCCUAAAAAUUUUUUCCGUCUUCAUUCUUAUGUAACUCAUAAGUACAGGAUUCUGAUUAAAUUAAGAAGCUCUCACUUAAUAACACAAAUUCAAUAGUAAGUAAUAUAAAAAGUAAUUAAAAAUACAUAGUUUUUAAGCUCAAAAAAAUCAUCAGAUUCAAACCUGUUUGUAUCAGAAUCUUCAUUCAACUGAGAAACUACUGGCAAAAGAUUAUUUACUUAGCAAAUAUUCUAUGA
This is a messenger RNA of Paramecium octaurelia, 392 nucleotides long. The record is from the annotation of a GenBank genome assembly. Lineage: Eukaryota; Ciliophora; Oligohymenophorea; Peniculida; Parameciidae.